Messenger RNA from Daldinia decipiens, 1894 nucleotides. RefSeq lists its product as uncharacterized. Bases 103 to 1380 code for a protein of 425 amino acids. The transcript has a single exon. Lineage: Eukaryota; Fungi; Ascomycota; Sordariomycetes; Xylariales; Hypoxylaceae. The record is from RefSeq and is a predicted model, not a curated record.
UAGUCCGCGUUGUCUAGCUCUUGGAUAGCACACAUUGCCUAUAUCGACAGUUCUUCGUAUAUUCAGGAUAGUAAAUCACACAAGCAGAACACCUCCCUAGCCAUGACGGCCAUCACAAAAACAACACGCGGCCCCGACGGCACACAGUCAACCCUGACAUACCGUCUCCCCCCCCAGACAACCCCCUUCGCCCCCUCCCAAAGCCAAGCCAUGCCGUCCUCGUGCUCCUUUUCCGUCUACUGUCGCAGCUUGUCGUACUACGUAUACUCGAUGAACACAGCCGCCCACGACGCGCACCCCCUCGAGGGACAGCACUGCCUCGCGGUGCAGGACCUCACGUCCGAGCGCCGGGUCGGCUACAACGCCGAAUGCUGGCCCGAGAACUACUUCGCGCUGUUCGACAACGAGUGGGGCGAACUGAACGGCGCGCCGAGGAGCGGCAACGAAGGGAGCGCUUCGACGGCUGCGUUCCCCGGGGAUAAGUGUCUGGCGGGGUGGACGGUGGCGUGUACGACGACGGUUACGGCUGGAGGCGGCGACAUAGACGACAGUCACAACAGCAACGGCAACAGGAACGGAUCCGAGAAUAGGAACCCGGGCAACGAAAGAGUGCGCGAGCUCUACCCCCAAGCAUGGUGCUGUCCCCCCGGCCAAUGGACCUGCGCCACCGCCACCGCCCAAGGCGACAGACAGGCCCCCCAACGGCUAUGCCAGAGCUACCUGACCGGGUCCGCAAGCACCGACAUCUGGAUGUACUGGGACCCCGAGUUCAACACCCAGAUCCCCGACGGCUCGACCUCGAGCCUCUUCGAGGCGUACACCUGGACCGCCGACGUCCCCGGGGAGCCCGACCCGGCACACGCGGCCACCGUGUUCCGCAAGGUGUUUCCGCUGGUGCUGAGUAGCAGCGCCGGCGCCGGCGCAGACACUAGCACUAAUACCAAUACCGAUACCAAUAAUCCGGGCUUGGGGGCCGAGGCCUCGGAAGAACCAGCAGUAGUAGUUACGGUCACGGAGAUCGUCACGCUAGAGCCGACCCCGAGGACAGCAGCGGCGCGGGAUCGAAGAACGGAACCGGCGCCGGCAAUCGCGGUCGGGGGACCGCUACUGCCGCCCGGGGCCCACAUGCUGACGUCGAGGUGUCUGGCAGCGGUCCUUCUGGGGGCUGCGUUCGCGACGGCGGUUAUGUCGUUUUUCGGGGUCGUGCUGCUGUAUCGCGGGAGGAGGACGAGGACGAGGCGGCGGGAGGAGCCGAGGUAUCGCGGGGUUUCUGUGCUCGCUCCUGCUGACGAUACUGUUUCCAAGGCGUCUCGAGAGGAUGCUGCUGGCAAAUGUGAAGUGGGAGUUCUGUUCCAGCCUCGGGAGGUGGAGACCAGUUGAAGACAGGCCACCCGUCUGAAUUAGGAGUAUAGUGUUAGGUAGGCUUGUGAGGAUCUGCUUCGUAGGUAUCCUUGAGUCUUGUCAAGAGUAGCUAUUAUUAGUCCAGGUUGCCUUUUUCUUCAAUCUAUUAAUAUAGGAUUGUUCUAACCUAGUCGGUGCUCUCGAUCUUACAAUCUACCUACUUGGUAUAUACGUUCCAUAGAUUAGGUAGGUUACCAAGCCUCACAAUUCACCAGACUAAAAAAAAAAAAAGGACAGCAAAGUCGUAUAAGAAAAAUCGAAUCUAUAAGAUUUGUUUUUCACAGCCAAUAGGUGCUACCGUGACGACCUAUCUAUUAAAUCUGAUGUUGCCGCCCGUACUCCGUAUAAAGCGAAAUUCGAGAUAAUUCAUAAGUCAUGAAACCGCCCUUUUUCGGUUCGCAUUGAACCUACUAUGCUGCAUCGCAUAUUGUCUGCUAGACGUCUUUUAUAAUUAUAUCCCCUGCCAUGAAAAAAAAAAAAAAAAGAAAUAUGC